This is a messenger RNA of Scleropages formosus (Asian bonytongue), 6930 nucleotides long. RefSeq names its product cGMP-inhibited 3',5'-cyclic phosphodiesterase B-like. The record is from RefSeq and is a predicted model, not a curated record. Gene Ontology annotation, molecular function: 3',5'-cyclic-nucleotide phosphodiesterase activity. Gene Ontology annotation, biological process: signal transduction. The transcript is spliced from 16 exons. Bases 809 to 4138 code for a protein of 1109 amino acids. NCBI's taxonomy places the organism in Eukaryota, Metazoa, Chordata, Actinopteri, Osteoglossiformes, Osteoglossidae.
AGCAAAAAUCAGUAGAGACCAAAAGGACGGACACAAAUAUCCAUAACAAAUUAUUUUUAAAACUUUGCUUUUUAGAAACGUAAUUAUGAUAUUGGGGUUCACGGCUGAACUGAUUUGCACAUUGACAUGAUUCGAUACUCAUAAAUUCGUGGAACCAAAGAAACGCUGUAAGAAGCAUAAAAAAUGGCAUUAUAAACAUGUUUCUUAUUGUUUUGUUCACCAGUACAGUUUUACUUCAUCGCAACAAAGAUAAUUUUUCUGAUGACAUAUACAGUGAGUGUGAAGUUAACAAAAAUACCAACUUUUCGCAAACUCUUAGUCGAGUUUUUUGGCAUUCUGCGCUGAUGGCUUUUACAAUUUGAGCUUCCUCGUCAUUCCAGUAAGUUACACGGUGCGUUUUCAUAGUUUCCUUACGUUUCAGUCGAGUUGUUUUUUUGAGCUGAUUUAUAACUACAGUACGUACAAGUCCGCCGAGCAAAAUGCGGCCUCAGAAAGCGCGCUCUCGGCAUCGGUCACCAGGCGGCGCCACGGAGACUCCGGGAGCCCGUGAUCGCGCGAGGAGGAGGAGGAGGACGACGAGGAGAGGGGAGAGAAGAGAGAAAAAAAAAAAAAAAACAGUCCACCUCCUUUUCCUUUUUACCCAAAAUGCUCGAGUACGACACGGCGACCAUGGAGCGCCUUCGCUGUCAUGCGACGAGACAAUAAUCCAGUUUAAGACGCCGCGCGCGCGGUGCGGGCGCGGGGGGGGGUCGCGGGCGGUUCGCGGAGACCCACGGAGGAAUACCGACGAGCAGAGCGCGCGGAAAACAUGGCUGGGGGAGACGAGGACGGAGGGGAUGUCGCGCGCGGCAAGGCGAAGCCCCGCGACGGGGCCGGCAGUGGUGGCGGUAGCGGCGGCGGCGGCGGCGGCGGCACGUCUGGGUCCGAGGGCUUCAGGAACGGCUACGUGAAGGGCUGUGUCACCCCGCUGAAGCAGGACACGCGGCGCGGGGCUCUGGGGGCGGUCCUGCUGCCCCUCUGCAGGCUGUGCGACGCGGGGCCGCCGGGUGCUCGCCGCGGGGCGCGAGCCGUGUGCGUGGGCGCGCUGGCAGCCCUCGCGCUGUCCCUGCUCGCCUCCGGCAGCCUCGUCUCCCGCGUCGUCAGCGAUGGCGGCAGCGGCGGCGGCGCGCUGCGCACUAGUCUGGACCUGCGGACGCUGCUGGACGCGUCGCGCUCCGUCAGCCCGCUGUUCAGCAUCGGCUGCGCGUUCUUCUUCCUCACGUGCUACCUGCGGCGGCGCAGGAGGGAGAGUUACAGGUGCUGGCUCGUGUCGCUGCCCGCCUCAUGCUUCCUGGGGGACUUCGCCGUGCUGCAGCUGCUGCAGUGGGGCGACGAGCAGCACGUGCACAUGCUGGGCCGCCUGUUCUUCGUGCUCGGCUGCGUGGGGCUGCUCACGCUCGUGCCCGCGCUCAAGCUCCAGCACAGCGUGCUCAUCCUGGUGUUCGCCAGCUCCGUGUGGCUCGUGUCCUGCACGAGCCUGGGCGCGCUGCCGCAGCCCGCGAGGCCGCUGCUCGCGUGCCUGGCCGGGGUCACCGGCGCGCUGUUCGCCAUCUGCUUCGAGAGCUACCAGCCGUGGCGCGAGGCGCCGCACAGAGCUUCUGCGGCCGAGGAGAAGGUACCGGUGAUCCGGCCGCGGAGGCGCUCCAGCUGCGUCUCCCUGGGGGAGACCUCUACCGCGUACUACGGCAGCUGCAAGAUGCCCCGGCGACCCUCGCUGCCCUGCAUUUCCCGAGAGCAGAUGAUCCUGUGGGACUGGGAUCUGAAGCAGUGGUACAAACCGCAGUAUCAGGGCGCAGUCAGCGGGAACGGAGUGGACCUCUCCAUGAUCAACGAGGCAAGGAACCUUGUGUCGGACCUGCUGGCCGACCCCUCGCUGGCUCCGCACACAGCCGCCUCGCUGCGCGCCAUCAGCAGCCUCAUGAGUACCUUCUCAGGCUCCUGCAGGCCCCGUGUCAACCCCUUCACGCCUUUCCCCGGCUUCUACCCCUGCACGGAGGCCGAGGACCCCGGCGACAGGAGCGAUCGCAAGCCACACAAGGUGAUGAACAGCAGGAACAGCCUGCCCACUCCGCAGCUGCGCCGCAGCUCGGCCACCUCCACCCUCCCGCCCCUGGAGUCGGCCGCGGCGCGUUGGGAACGCAGCAACGGCAAGAGGCCUCAUACGGAGCUCACUGUGACCAGCCAAGGGUCUCCCCCAAAUGGACCCAACGCCAAUCUGCUCACCAUCCCCAAGCAGCGCUCCUCGUCCGUGUCCCUGACCUACCACGUGGCACCGCGGCGCGCCGGCACCUCCCCCAGCCUGAGCCCUGUGGCAUCUCCUAGUCACAGUCCUCCUUCGUCGGGCGCUGGCCUGGUGACACGCUCCCCCAUCGAGUUCCCUGACACAGCCGACUUCCUCACCAAGCCCAGCGUCGUGCUGCACAAGCCGCUCACCGGGACUCUCAGUUCCCCCGAUCUGCAGGCGCAGAGCCGCAGUCUGGGUAUACUGGUCUGCUGCAGCUGUGGUCGUCAGAUGCUUAAGAGCACACCCAGCGUGGACGCAGCUGAGAUCCUGCUGCCGUCAACCCCAGAAGUGCAGAGCCGCUGCUCAGGUGAAGGGACAGACUGCCCAGGCAGUGGCCUUUUCCAGGCCAAGGGCACAAAGGUGGAAGGGGAGAAAGCCCUAGACCAGGGGGAUGCAGAGCAGCAGCCUAAGAAGGAGGAAACGAGUCCAGAGACUGAGAGUGAUGACGACUUCCUGCUGGACCCUCUGCUGGAGGAGCAGGAAGUCCUCAUGGAGAGCAUGAACAGUUGGAACUUCCAGAUCUUUGACCUCAUGGCGAAGACAGGAGGGAAGACGGGGCGGAUUCUCAGCUAUGUGACCUACACGCUGUUCCAGGAUACCGGCCUGUUUGAAAUCUUCAAAAUACCUGCUCGCGAGUUCAUGGCUUACUUCUGUGCUCUAGAGAACGGCUACCGGGAUAUUCCAUAUCACAACCGGGUCCAUGCCACAGACGUCCUUCAUGCUGUGUGGUACCUGACGACCAGGCCUAUCCCAGGGUUCCAGCAGGUGCCCAAUGAGAACGUGACCGGGAGUGACACGGACUCGGACAGCGGCAUCUCCCCCGGCCGCGUGGCCUACAUCACCUCCAAAAGUUGCACCAUCCCUGACGACAGCUAUGGCUGCCUAGCGUGGAACGUCCCUGCGCUGGAGCUCAUGGCGCUGUAUGUAGCAGCAGCGAUGCACGACUACGACCACCCAGGUCGCACCAACGCCUUCCUCGUAGCCACGAACGCACCCCAGGCGGUCCUGUACAACGACCGCUCGGUCUUGGAGAACCACCACGCUGCCUCUGCUUGGAGCCUCUACCUGUCCAGGCCAGAGUUCAAUUUCCUGGUCAACCUGGAUCAUGUGGAGUUCAAGCGCUUUCGCUUCCUGGUUAUUGAGGCCAUCCUCGCUACUGACCUGAAGAAGCACUUUGAUUUCUUGGCCGAGUUCAAUUCCAAGGUCAACGAUGUGAACAGCCCAGGAAUUGACUGGGCGAAUGAAAAUGACCGGCUGUUAGUCUGCCAAGUGUGUAUAAAGCUGGCUGAUAUCAAUGGGCCAGCCAAGGUCCGAGAUCUCCACCUCAGAUGGACCGAGGGCAUUGUCAAUGAGUUUUAUGAGCAGGGAGAUGAGGAGGCCAGCCUUGGCCUUCCCAUUAGCCCCUUCAUGGACCGCUCCUCACCCCAGCUGGCCAAGCUGCAGGAGUCCUUCAUCACGCACAUUGUGGGGCCGCUGUGCAACUCGUACAACGCAGCUGGACUCCUGCCCGGGUACUGGAUCGACGAGGAGCGUUCUGACGAAGACGACGAGGGCGAGACGGAGGAGACGGAGACGGAGGACGAGGAGCUGGAGCUGGAGAUUGAACCAAAAAGGAGGAAGGGUCGGCGCCGGCUGUUCUGCAACAUCUUGCAGCACCUGACAGAGAACCACAAGGUGUGGAAGAAGACGAUCGAGGAAGAGGAACGCAGCAAGGAACUGAGCAAGCAGCAGCAGGCGGACGGCUCGGCUCCGCCUCCGGCGCCCGACGACAUCCAGGUUAUCCAGGAGGAGGCCGAGGAGGAAGAGCGGCAGUAGCUGCAGGCAGAGGAGGGGCCUGGGAGCCCAAGGUUCAAGACGGAGGGUGGAGUUGGGACACGGCAGGCCACCCCCUUGCUGGACCCCCUUUGCACACCGAACUGUCACUGUGCUGAGACCUGGACGGGCGUCGAUGUGGCAGCAGCCAUGUUGAGAAAAAAGGCCUUAUUACUGUGAGCAGACUCUCGCUGCAACAGUGGGAGCCCCACUCCUAUGCACUCUCACCCCAUGGAGAAAAGAAGAAAAACUGACAAACGAAAGAGACACGCACAGUUCAGUCAAUGGAAGCUGUGCGCGUGGAAGCGAACGUGUGCGUGCAUGCGUGUAUGUGAGUACGAGCGUGCGUGCGUGCGUGUGUGUAUGUGUGUGCGUGCGUGUGUCUGCGUGUCUGUAUGAGACCUGAAGCAGGGACUUGCCCUCCAUGGUGUAAAGUUACCUAGCUGUGACGCUGCCUUGUUGACGCAGAGCGCUUAAUUCUCCAUUAGGUACUAUGACAAUAAUAGUUAUUUUAAAGAAAUAACGCCCCACCUCGACCCCCAUCCCCCACCACCUUUGACCCUGACUGACACCAGUUACCAAAGUGAACCGUUCAAAUGUAAGAAGACGGGUGAUUCUGAGACUUAUUCAGCCUUGCUGUCAGAUAAAAAGAAGCAGAAAAAGAUACAUAUGUAGGAAUAUAUUUCAAAUGUGCCUGUAUGAACUUUUUUGUGGACCCCCUGCGGUUGAAACCACGGACCGUAUGAAGAGUUUGGACGAUGGCGGACUCCCAGAAGUCUCCCUCAUGCUGGGCGACACGAAAACGCUGUACGACGGGCCGUGAGCGGUGGAACUCAUUUGAGUGCUGACUUCUUGACCGAACGCAGACUCUCCAUAUGCAUCGUUUCGAUGCUCUUAAUUAAACUUAAAAAAAAAGAAAGAAAAAAAAAAAAAGACAGGUCACAGAUUUUUUUUUUUUUUUCUGUUCUAUCAGGAACACACCGGCUAAUCACAUGAAUUUGUUCCAUCACUGUUUGCCAUACUGCAUACAGGACAGGAAUACUUGUUCCAAUGAAGGGAUGUUUUUUUUUUUUUGCGUUUUUAAUUAUUAUUGAUAAAUAUAUUUUUUCACACUUACUCAGGAUCCACAUUUAGAUCAGUUUUUUUUUUUUUUUUUUUCCCCCCCAGCCCAUGAAGCCAUGAUUUGUCAUGCUCUUGUUUGUGGAAGAUAUAUGGGUGUACGUAUGAAUACGUAUGAGUGUGUGUAUAAUAUACACAUGCAAACACACACGUGUUUGAAACAGUUUUUAUUCUUUGUACGAACAACUUGCUGCAACUGCAUUUCAGCCCUUUUUCCAGCACUCCCGUUCUGCAAUGGGCUCGACACCCUUCGCUCAUCUGGUUUCCCGGCGAAGUUGCGAAGCGACUCUGUCCCUUGAACGUCAUUCUGCAGCAGCUUCAGGAGGAACAUCUCCAAAAGCUUGCCAUCUGCCGCCCCGGUGACCAGAGUCAUACAUCGAAUAAACCCUCUUGGUGGAGUCGCCCAUCGGUUGGGUGUUCUGCGCUUGGAUGCGUCCCUGUAAACUCACGAUUUUUUUUAAGUAAAUUUAUUUAAAUUUGCUCUAAUUGAGUUGAUAUUGUUUUAAUGCAAUACAUAAUUUGCCAAACAUUUGAUCGGCCAGCGUUUGGACUUGCAGCGAGCCCUCCCUCACCCCAUCACAUUUCCUCCUUUGGAAAGGCGAUACAGGCAUUUAGAAAAAAUCACACACGCGCAUUUGCCCCAUUUUUCCGCACCGUAGGGCAGGUAAAAUGUUGUUUUGUGUGUUAUUUUCCAAGGCAAGAACUCUAGGCAUUCCACUUGUCCAGGAUCAUUGUGGGGGAACGGACCAGGCCGGUAUGCUCCAAGUCCUUCACCACGUUUCACGGUCCUUUGGUCAGGGGAGGAAAGUUCUCAAGUAGGCAGUGUAAAUCAAUCUAGUAUAUUUAAAAGUGCACCUUUUACUACCAAACAAGUGUUUAACCUCUGCACAGAAAGAAUAUCUGCAUCUAUAUUUUUUUUAGAUAAUCAAUCGUAUCAGAGUGCAUCUGUUUUAUAUUUGCAGCUGACAUGUUGUACAUAGGGAAUCUGUAAUUAUCAUCUUGUUUCCAGAGUUUUUAUCUAAUACUAUUUUACGGAUGUGAAGUCUGCUUUCCAGGGGGUCCCUGGACUUUUCCUUUCUUGUGCGAUGUCUACGUGUUCCUGGCCAUAACCACUCUGUGUCCCGACCAUCUCGUUCCACUCAGUGCUGUCCUCUAGGCCAUGCCAUCGGUGCCAAACCCUCUCCGCCGUCACCUGUGCAUGAUGCAGCUGGGCAGUUUUCCCACAAUGCACUGCGGCGGACGCUACCUACUCGGAAAGGGGAGGGAGCGCAAGGAAAUGCAACGCGUCGAGGGUGCGUCACCUGGACGUUAGGCCACAGUACAAGUAUUUAUACUGACAUGGAUGGUGGUGAUAAUGCAACAGUAAGAAUAACAGAAGUCAUUUUCCAGUUGAUUCCUCAGAUGCAAGAGAGCUCAGCUGCGACACUUUGAUCUAGCCACCCUCCCCCCCCAACCAUUGUGCUCGUUAUGUUGUGAAAGCUAAUUGUUUUUUAACCUCUCACUGUCUCAUGAACCACAGUCUUCUCCAAUGUUCUUCUCAUGAAUACAUUUAUGAAUGAGACCUCUAUGUAGCACCUAAAUAUGUAUGUCUGAUGUAACCAUUCGAUCUUCUGGAAUAUGUGUGGGGAGAAUCAUUUUUAUUGUUAUUUAUAGCUGUCAUAAAACGCCAUCCCUGA